Molecule: messenger RNA, 1545 nt
Organism: Homalodisca vitripennis (glassy-winged sharpshooter)
Lineage: Eukaryota; Metazoa; Arthropoda; Insecta; Hemiptera; Cicadellidae
Product: serine protease inhibitor 88Ea-like
Exons: 6
Coding region: 112-1353 (413 amino acids)
Molecular function (GO): serine-type endopeptidase inhibitor activity
Source: RefSeq, a predicted model, not a curated record
CCUUAAUUAACUGUUCCAUAAAACUAUGUACAGAUUGUUGAUGUUCAUUCAUGUAGUUUGAAUACGAAAGAAGUCUAUCAAUAUUAAGACUGUGGUGAAGUCAUCUUGAAAAUGGUUAUACAUCUCUUGGUCAUCGCUAGCUUGGCUGCGCCAUUGUCUGUGGUGGCACAGCAGUGUCCGCUCUCUGUAGUGUCUGUCGGUGACGCCCAAGUGGAGACGCUGAGGUACAGUCGCAUGGAGCUAGCAGUAGACCUACUACGUUCUGUAACCUCUCAGGAUCCGACGCAGAACGUAUUCCUCUCACCGUACAGCAUAUUCUCGGCCUUCCAACUAUUAUUCUUUGCAACUUCUGGCUAUUCUGAGAAGAUUAUGAGAACAUUUCUUCAUAUACCUCAUAACCUGACUAAAAAUGAUGUAGUUGGAAUCUACGCCUUAGACAGACAACAAAAUGAGCAGAACUACACAAAUGACUACGAACUCGACAGCGCCAAUAAACUCUACAUACAACAAGACCUUGACAUAAGAGAUUGCGUAAAGCACAUCUUUCCAAAAGAAUACUCUACUGCAGACUUUAAAAAUGAUUUGGAGUUAUCUCGUAAAAAUAUAAAUAAAUGGGUAGAAAGGCAGACAAAAAACUUAAUUGUGGAUUGUAUACCAGAAGGAUUCCUAGAUAAGAACACAUCACUACUAAUGGUGAAUGCCGUGUACUUCAAAGGGUUAUGGAAGUCAAGAUUCAAUAAAGAUAAGACUUCCCCUGAAUAUUUUCACAUGGCUGAUGGAUCUAGAAGACUAACUGAAAUGAUGAACACACAGAGUAGUGUCAGAGCUGUAUUUUCUAGCAGUUAUGGAAUACAUGGUCUGGAGCUGCCGUACGAGGGAGAUGAUAUCAGCAUGUUCAUAAUUUUGCCUGAACAAUCUCAUGCAACAGCAGUACAAGAUUUACUGAGGUCAUUAACUUAUGAACGUCUAGAGAUGAUUCUAAGUGAGAUCUUAGACAGCCCUCUGAAAAAAAUGGACAUUACUAUUCCUAAGUUCAAAACUGAGAAUAAAUAUAAUCUCGUACCGAUUUUAAAGGAUUUGGGAGCAGAUAAGUUACUUGAGUUUGUCGACCUCAGUGACUUUGUUAAAACGUUUAAUGAUUUUAAAGUGGAUAAGGCCAUCCACACCGCCAAAAUUGUUGUAGAUGAGCAAGGCACGGAGGCGGUGGCUGUUACAGUAGUGAAGGCAACCAAGACCCGUUCAUAUAUAAGGGAACACUAUACAGUAUUUCGAGCAGAUAGGCCUUUUUUGUAUUUUAUUUAUAAUACUGUAACGAGGACGCUGCUAUUUUCUGGUGUUUUUAACUCCCCAUAAAUACGCAUAGCCGUAACAAAUUUUUAUAAUUAUGUUUUAACAGAGAAUAUUGUAAAAGUGUAUAUGAAUGUAGAUUCAUGAAAAUUCAAUUUUAGCAAAUUAUUAUUGUAAAUAUUGUUGUUACGCUCAUUAUUUUAUUAACACUUGAAGAUGGAUAAGAUUUUCUGUGAAAAUAUAUGUUAACUUCACAAA